This is a messenger RNA of Galdieria sulphuraria, 783 nucleotides long. Its product is annotated as cation transport protein ChaC. The record is from RefSeq and is a predicted model, not a curated record. Gene Ontology annotation, biological process: glutathione catabolic process. The transcript is spliced from 2 exons. Lineage: Eukaryota; Rhodophyta; Bangiophyceae; Galdieriales; Galdieriaceae. The coding region runs from base 69 to 674 and encodes 201 amino acids. Gene Ontology annotation, cellular component: cytoplasm. Gene Ontology annotation, molecular function: gamma-glutamylcyclotransferase activity; glutathione specific gamma-glutamylcyclotransferase activity.
CGAAUCAUUCGACCGAAGGACCAUUUACAUUUUAUGCUUCGAAAAUUCCUCUUGGCUAACGUUGCACUAUGACUACAGACCAAGAGGAAGACGGAACUUGGAUAUUUGGCUACGGUUCUCUCAUAUGGAAAGCUGAAUUCCCUUACGUCAAGUCUAUACGAGGUUGCGUGAAAGGCUGGUGUCGAAGAUUUUGGCAAGGUUCCAUAGACCAUCGAGGAACACAAGAUGCUCCCGGAAGAGUUGUCACUCUUGUGCCAGCAGAAACUGUACGUUCCAUGGGGCAAGCCUAUACUGAUGAAAGUUUUGUGACAUGGGGUGUCGGUUACCUAAUCAAGAAAGCAGAAGUUGAGAAAGUUUUGCAGUACUUGGACUAUAGGGAAAAGAAUGGUUAUUCGAAAGUAUUGGUGGACAUAUAUGAAAAGGAAGACGCUGAACUUCCAGUUGUGAGAGAUGCACUUAUAUAUAUUGCCUCGGAAACCAACAGACAAUGGCUCGGUCCGAGUGACGAGAAAGUGAUGAUUGAGCACAUUUUCAAAAGUAGAGGUCCGUCAGGAAGCAACAGAGAAUAUUUCGAGAAAUUAGUCGACUCUAUGCGCUCAUUUGGUAUUUAUGAUGCGCAUUUGGAAUCCCUCACAAGUGUAGCACAACAACAAAUCGAAACCGCCUUUCAAUAAAAUUGGGUUUUUGGCGCUUCCAUGUCUGCUGAUUUCAAGUCCUUUGAUCCUCUCAUACCGAUAAGAAUUGACUUGACUCUUUCAGGAAGAAGAUUUGUCGACACAUUCU